AUGACAAAGGAAUUCAUCUUACUUGGUGCUUCCAGUCUUUCUAUAAUAAAGAUUUGGGUAACACCAGCACUUUUGCUUGCUUACAGUUUUACUGUUGUAGAAAAUAUAGUCCUUAUUGCAUUAGUGACAGUAGACUCCUGUCUCCACACACCCAUGUAUUUCUUCUUGGGCCAUUUCUCCUUCCUAGAAUGUUUGUAUACAACCACAGUAAUUCCAAGAACAUUAUACCAUCUUAUAUCAGAUAAUAAGGUUAUUCUUUUCUCAACCUGUAUUUUCCAAAUUUAUAUUUUCAUUUCUUUGGGAGCAACUGAAUGUCUACUUCUUGCAACUAUGGCUUAUGAUCGAUAUGCUGCAAUUUGUUACCCUCUUCAUUAUUCAACGCUUAUGAAACACCAGUUGUGCAGAUUGUUGGUCUUUUGGUCAUGGAUAGGAGGAUUCCUUUCUCCUCUUCUGCCUUCCGUAUUUGUUUCACAGUUAUGUUUUUGUAGCAACAUUAUUAAUCAUUUCUUUUGUGAUAUAGCUCCUCUUUUACAGUUAUCUUGCUUAAGAGCAAGUCAUAUUGAACUAUCAGGAUCUCUUAUUUCAUCAGCUAUUCUUAUUAGCUCUUUCAUUGUUAUUGCAGUAUCAUAUAUACAAAUAAUAAGGGGUAUCUUUAUAAUGACCUCAAAAACGGGUUUAAAAAAAACUUUUUCAACAUGCAUUUCGCAUUUUACUGUAGUCUGCAUCUAUUAUGGCUCUGGUAUUUAUAUGUACGUUAGACCAAAUUCACAAGAAACUUUAGAAACAAAUAAAUUGGUGUCUCUUUUGUAUGCUGUUAUGACACCAAUGCUUAAUCCAAUAAUUUAUAGUUUUAGGAAUAAUGAUGUUAUAAAGGCUUUCAACCGAUUUCUUAAAAGGAAAUGCUAA
Molecule: messenger RNA, 906 nt
Organism: Bombina bombina (fire-bellied toad)
Lineage: Eukaryota; Metazoa; Chordata; Amphibia; Anura; Bombinatoridae
Product: olfactory receptor 6N2-like
Exons: 1
Coding region: 1-906 (301 amino acids)
Biological process (GO): G protein-coupled receptor signaling pathway
Cellular component (GO): membrane
Molecular function (GO): olfactory receptor activity; G protein-coupled receptor activity
Source: RefSeq, a predicted model, not a curated record